Molecule: messenger RNA, 253 nt
Organism: Gongylonema pulchrum
Lineage: Eukaryota; Metazoa; Nematoda; Chromadorea; Rhabditida; Gongylonematidae
Source: the annotation of a GenBank genome assembly
ACCGCAUCCUGUUUCAAGUAUAUUGGCUUCUGUUUCCUUCAUCCGGACAGCUAUCCGCGCAACAUUGAUCCACAGAAAGUGUUCGCCAUGGUCUACACCAUCUAGUAUGGAACAUCGUCCCCUUCCCCCCACAUCCCCCGUAUCAGUAUUCCCCCUGUAUUGUUCAACAGUAUUUCAUGCAAUUUGUAGAAUGUUCAUAGUUCGGCAUCGUAUUUUUUAUCCCAAAAUAUGCAAAUUAUUGAAUGGUUCAUGA